AUGGACGAGUCCGCCGCCGCCGAAGUAAUCUUCUUCUCCUUGUUUGUUCUUCUUCUUACAGGGAUGCAAUCGAAAGAGGCUGUCGAGAGAUGUCGCUUCGACGAAGCCGCUAAGGGAUUUGACGUUUCGGUUCCUGAGAAUUGUAUGGUGAGGGAACAUGUGCUUUGUCUGGAGGGAAUGUUGAGAGAUCACUUCUCUUCAUGUGGAAAGAUCAAGUCCGUUUGUAUUCCUCAUGCCUAUGAUGACUCUACCAUCAAAAGAUGUGCUUACAUAGAAAUUUCUGGAAAGGGCUCGGAAGAGGAGGCGCUGAAGCUUAGUGGAAGUGAGAUGGAUGGGCAAAAACUAGUUGUUACUCGGCCAUCGCGCCCCAUGAAAAAAGCUCGUAGAAAGUCUUUAAAAUCUGAUCGAUACGGCAGGAGCAAAUCGGUUAUUGUUAGGGGAUAUGACAGCUCGCUUCCUAGGAAGAUUAUCAAGAGCGCGUUGGGUAAACACUUCUCUUCGUGUGGAGAGGUCUUGGAGGUGGCCUUAUUACCCAAUCAAUCUUACCCAAAGGAACCCGAGUUCGUGGCUUCUUCCUGUCAAUACGCCUAUGUUUCCAUUUAUGGAAAAUGCGCAAAGGACAAGGCCCUGGAACUUACAGGAAGUGACAUGGGAGGCUUCAAACUUGUUGUAGAAAAGUCGGGUUGUCACAAACGCCAAGCGGGAGACAAACCCCUGCGUAUCCUUGGCUGUCCUCCACCCUCAAAGUAUUUUACCAAGACCUUGAAGACCAAGGAGAACCCGAACACUAACAAGAGGAAGGAGAACCCGAACCCAAACAGUAACGAGAAGAAGAAGAAGAAGAAGAAGAGGAAGACUAGCAAGUAG
Molecule: messenger RNA, 867 nt
Organism: Microthlaspi erraticum
Lineage: Eukaryota; Viridiplantae; Streptophyta; Magnoliopsida; Brassicales; Brassicaceae
Source: the annotation of a GenBank genome assembly